Saccoglossus kowalevskii is the source of this 1002-nucleotide messenger RNA. RefSeq names its product ras-related protein Rab-35-like. Lineage: Eukaryota; Metazoa; Hemichordata; Enteropneusta; Harrimaniidae. The record is from RefSeq and is a predicted model, not a curated record. Gene Ontology annotation, molecular function: GTP binding; GTPase activity.
CUCGAAAAUUGACGAGGAUCGUAUAGCUGAAGUGAAAUAUUCUUUAUUUUGGGGUUGUAGUCACGGAAACAGCGGACAUUUUGUGGCGAUAGAGGCUCUGAAAUGGCCAAAGAGUACGACCAUCUUUUCAAAUUACUUAUAAUUGGCGAUAGUGGAGUUGGUAAGAGUAGUCUACUUCUACGCUUUGCAGAUAACACAUUUGCAGGUACCUACAUUACGACUAUUGGCGUCGAUUUUAAAAUUCGUACCAUUGAUGUGAAUGGUGAAAAAGUCAAACUACAGAUUUGGGAUACAGCUGGUCAGGAGCGGUUCCGGACCAUUACAUCAACAUAUUACCGUGGUACACAUGGUGUUAUAGUAGUGUACGAUGUAACUGCUGCUGAUUCAUUUGUCAAUGUCAAACGAUGGCUUCAUGAAAUAGAUCAGAAUUGUGAUGAUGUUGCAAGGAUAUUGGUUGGUAAUAAGAAUGACUGUCCGGAGAGGAAGGUAGUGGUAACAGAAGAUGCCAAGAGGUUUUCAGAACAAAUGGGUAUAAAAUUAUUUGAAACUAGCGCUAAAGAUAAUAUCAAUGUAGAAGAGAUGUUCAACGCAAUCACACAGUUAGUGCUCAAUGUGAAAAGACAAAAUCAAGAGCAGUUACGGAACAGAACGUCUGACAAUAUCAAAGUAGAUAAAAACAGCAAAAAAAGACAUAGGUGUAAAGCAUGCUCAUAAUAUUACUUAGUAUUAAAAUACUAUGAAGUCAUUGUCACUGUUCCUGUCCCUGUUUUUCAGUAAUACUUGGAAGUGCUCUUGUGACUUUGUUUGUCAUUUAUAUAUAAAUUUCCCCCAGAAUAACAUGGUUUAUUGAAAAAAAUAAAAAUAAAUCACUUAGUAGAGCUUUCAGCGAAAUAUAAUUUAAACUUUCAGAAUUUAGUCAUGUGAAAUAUUUCCAGUACAGAGCAUUACCAAAUUUGACCAUGAUUGCCAUACACUUGUUACCAUUCUGUUGCAUGGAAUUGA